Cyprinodon tularosa is the source of this 979-nucleotide messenger RNA. RefSeq lists its product as uncharacterized. Lineage: Eukaryota; Metazoa; Chordata; Actinopteri; Cyprinodontiformes; Cyprinodontidae. The record is from RefSeq and is a predicted model, not a curated record. The coding region runs from base 141 to 929 and encodes 262 amino acids. The transcript is spliced from 2 exons.
AGCUGUGGGCGUGUGCGUAAGUAAAAAUGGCGACAUACAGGUAAUUCAAAACAAACAAUUCCAGUCCUGGGAACAAACUGGAAGACGAGACCUUGACGAGCCUGGAGAGCUACCUGGACGAGUGUUUUGACAACAUCGUAAUGGGGAAGCCGAAGAAUCCCACAUCCACGAACACACCGUCUUCCAAACGAUGUCGGUCUAGUUCAACCAGUGCUGCUUCUACAUCUACUUUGUCUCCAGACAGGAGCUACAGCGACGUCCUGGAAUCCAUCGACAAAAAGCUAACUAGCUUGGACGCCCGCCUUGCCCUGGUAGAAGUCCUGCAUAAGGAGUUUCAAGCUUUGAGAGAGUCGCUGGAAUUCAGCCAAGCUCAGCUGGCCUCCGUCACCGCCGAGAAUGAAGCGCUGAAGGGGGAAGUCACCAAACUCGCCGAGGGGAUGAUCCAGCUGUCCGGCGAAAAUAGAAAGAUGAAGGAAUCCAUUCUGGACAUUCAGUCGCGGAGCAUGAGAGACAAUCUCGUCUUCGCUGGAAUCGCUGAACAGCAGGACGAGGACCCUGAGGCGAUAGUACGUGAGUUCCUCCAGAAGAAGCUGAAAAUCCCGGCGGACCAGGUAAAAAACAUCACCUUCCAUCGCGUUCACCGGCUCGGAGGUAAGAAGCCUGAUAAAUCCCGUCCUAGACCAAUUGUAGCUAAGUUUGAGCAUUACAAGCAGAAAGAGCAGGUCAGGAGUCAGGGCAGAGAGCUGAGAGGAACAGAUUUCAGCGUCAAUGACCAGUAUCCAAAGGAAAUAUUAGAUCGCAGGCGAGCGUUAUUCCCAAUCAGGAAGAAAUACAUCAGUGAAGGCGUCAGAGCUACAGUAGCAGUUGACAAACUUUAUAUUAAUGGUCAGUUGUUCAGGGAUCAGAAGAUCACUCCUUGGCUUUAUUAGAUGCACAACAGGCGGGUUUAAAAGCAUGUGACACCUGAUUAAAGUGUAUA